CACAAGCUGCUUAUCUACAGAACAGACUCCAUCGAAGACACAUCUGUACAAAGCAAGUGACGACGUCUGGAUCUCCAACACUGAUUUUCAAAAAAUUAAUCAACAGCUGAAUUAUAACAAGGAUGGUCCGAGAGUUUUCGGCUUCUUCCUCGACCAGAGGAUAGCUCCAAAAAACAUUCAAGGGGCUUGAUACUAUCCAGGGCAAAGCAACUUGCUUGAUUGGCACCUCAGCUUCCACGUACAAUAUUCAUUCCCUCCAUCACUGAUCCGCAUAUCAUCUGCAUUUACAUCUAUCAUCUACUAGAUUCACUGUAGCAACUCACCAAGUAUUUUUUUGACAGCACCUUCCAAAUGUUAUCUGUAAACUGCAUGGCAGUGUAUGGUCACAACUGGUCUGAUGCGAUUGGCAUCAGUAUGCCAAUUGCGCCAUCGAAUUCCAGUUCCAGAAGUCGCUGCUGCACGCCGGCCCUGAAGUCUCAGGUAACCAGGAAGAAAAUUAGAGUGAAUGCUGCUUCCAAGCCCAUGUAACUACCAACUAGAAGGAGAAAGGUAGCAGAUGCAGGGAACAUGACCACCUGCAAGAUCCACUCCAAGCCACUCAUUCCUGACUGGAAAUAUAUCACCUCCUUUAAUGUCACUGGCGAAAAUCCUAGAACUUCCUCCCUAACAGCCAUGGGCAUGCCUACGCCACAAGAACAAAGAACAAAGAAAAUUACAGCACAAGAACAGGCAAGAAGGGGGAGUAAAUAAAAAUUUGAAGUUAUUCCAUCAGCUACGAGGAUCGAUAUGUUUAACAGACAGCAGUACUCCAUGUGAGAGAGCUACACGAACUUUAAUAAGCCAAUGGAUGGGGCAUUGACCAUGAGUGAGAAGGCCACACCGGCUAAACACAAGUCCUCUGCUGAUGAGCAAAACAUAAACCGAGUCCAUCCUCUUCAAGCCGAGCUCUAUGACCAGUGCAAAACCAUGUACAACACCGAUAUGCUGAACAUCAUUAAAAGAAGCCCCAGUUUCAUCAGGACAGGGCAAAGUUCAGCAAAAAUAGUUUCUGCAGAGCAGGACCAGUUCAGAAAAUGGAUUCGUGACAACAUCAGGAAAAAGGAGUGCACCUAUUUUUCUGAGAGACAGACUGCUGGGUCAGUAUGUGAGUGUGGGUACCCCAAGGAACAUCACAGUGAGGAAGCCAUUAACCUGGGCCAUUUACACAGUGAGAGCUGGAAUGCCUUGAAACACUGCCAGCAAGUUCCAACUGAUGCAUUUGGAGACAUAGCAUUUAAAGGUCAAGGGCAGAAGACUGCAAAGUACGCCCGAGUCUCAAAUGACACUGCUCCAGCAACACUCUACCAUCUUAUGACUGAGUACUGGGGACUAACCCCUCCGCAUCUUCUCAUUUCUGUAACUGGAGGGGCAAAGAACUUUCACUUGAAGCCAGGCCUGAGAGUCAUGUUCCGGAGAGGCCUAAUUAAAGUGGCUCAAUCGACAGGAGCAUGGAUUAUCACAGGAGGUACCUUUGCUGGUGUAAUGAAGCAUGUUGGAGAGUCAGUGCGACACUGUAAGAUGACCAGCCGAUCCAAGAAACAACAGAUCGUGUCCAUUGGCAUUGCUAGCUGGGGCAUUGUGCAUAACCGAAAGGGUCUGAUAUCUGAAGAGGGCAGUUUUCCUGUGGAAUAUUACAUGGAUGAGGCCAGUCAGGGUAGACUAUCCUGUCUGGACCACAACCAUACUCACUUUAUCCUGGUGGACAAUGGCACCCAUGGACAAUAUGGUGUGGAGAUACCCCUAAGGGCCCAAUUGGAAAAGUACAUCUCAAAGCAGCGAAUGGGAACUGAAGAUGUUGGAAUUGAAAUCCCAAUUGUAUGUGUUGUCCUUGAAGGAGGCCCAGGAACUCUGAAUACUAUAUACAAUGCCAUGGAAAAUGGCACCCCCUGUGUAAUAGUAGAAGGUUCAGGAAGAGUAGCCGAUGUUCUGGCCAAUGCAGCUGAUUUGCCCGUGGCUCAGAUAACCAUCUCCUUCAUCCAGAAGCAACUGCGCGUAUUCUUUGCUGAAACUUACACCAACUUCUCUGAGCAGGAGAUAAUAUCGUGGACCAAAAAGAUCCAGGACAUUGUUCGGAUGCGGGACCAGCUGACUGUUUACCGAGCAGAGAAAUCAAGGAAUGAUGAGUUGGAUGUUGCUAUUCUGGAGGCCUUGCUGAAAGCAUCUAGUUCCUGUGGACACAAAGGCCAGGAGAACCUGGAUCACCAACUGAAGCUGGCGGUGGCCUGGGACAGAGUGGAUAUUGCCAAAAGCAACAUUUUUACCGAUGACAAACAUUGGAAGUCCUACCAUCUCCACCAAGCCAUGUUCGCAGCUCUUGUCAGUGACAAGCCUGGCUUUGUAGAACUAUUCCAGGAGAAAGGGGUGAAUCUGCAGGAAUUCCUCACACCAGAAAUCCUCAUGCGACUUUACAACAACAUCCCGCCCUACACUCUCCUGCACAAGAAGCUACAGAAAGUGGUGCAAGGGGGAAAACAUCCUCAUGUCACUGAUACAACAGACAGCAAGAGGAAUGUCCAUCUCCACCAUGUCUCCAUGGUCCUACAGGAGCUUCUAGGUGAAUUCACCGAACCACUCUACAGAAAACUGAAGGAUGUACAGGAGAGAAAGAAGGUCAACAACACGGCAAUAAAAAUAAAUAUCCUGCCAUCAAGUCCCCAGGAGAUGCAGCAAACCUACUCCCAGGAAAGUGGGAUCUGUGAGCAGGAAGUUGAGAAUCCAGAGCGUGACCUUUUCAUCUGGGCCAUUUUGCAGAAACGCAAAGAUCUGGCAUCAAUUUUUUGGGUGCAGGCAAUGGACAGCAUUGAUGCUUCACUGGUUGCCUGUAAGAUCCUGAAGAAAAUGUCCUGUGAGGAGAAUGAUACAGACCUUUCUGAGGAAAUGGGAGAACUGGCCCAGGAAUAUGAGGAUCGAGCUGUCGGGUUAUUCACAGAGUGUUACAGGAAACACACCAAGCGAGCACAGAAGUUGCUAAUUCGGGUAUCAAGUACCUGGGGGAAUACAACUUGCUUGCGUCUGGCAUUAGAAGCUGAAAGCCAGAAGUUCAUGGCACUUGGAGGUGUUCAGGCACUGCUGACUAAGAUCUGGUGGGGUGAGCUCUCUGUUGACACCAACACAUGGCAAGUGCUGCUCUGCCUUCUUCUCUGGCCUGCAAUUUACUCCAACCUCAUCACUUUCAGGCAGGAUGAAGAAUGGAGAAAGAAGAAGCUAUCCAGUGAUAAUGAGCUGAUUGCCAACCUUCCUGAAAACAGCAAUGUCAAACCUUGCACUGGACAAUGUUCCAUCUCACGGACUGCCCUGCUACCUCAAUCUGAUGAUGUCGAUUUGAAGCCACUGACACACUGGCAGAAGCUACAAACUUUCUACACAGCUCCCGUGGUGGUCUUUUACUGGAAUGUCCUGGCCUAUUUUGGCUUCCUGUGGCUGUUCUCCUAUGUUCUGCUGAUUGAUUUCCAGCAGCAACCUUCAGGAAGGGAAUAUCUUCUCUAUUUCUGGCUGUCAACCCUGGUGUGUGAAGAAAUAAGACAGCUGUUCUAUGAUCCGGGUGGUUUUGGCUUCCGGAGAAAGGCCCUCUUGUACAUCAGCAGUGCCUGGAAUUGUAUGGAUGUGGCUGCCAUCCUGAUUUUUGUGAUGGGGCUCCUUUGCAGGUUUUUCCCUUCAACUUUAUACCUAGGAAGGAUCAUAUUGGCCCUGGAUUUCAUCAUUUACUGUCUCAGAGUGAUGCAUAUUUUUACAGUCAGCAAAACACUGGGGCCAAAAAUUAUCAUGGUGCAAAUGAUGAUGAAGGAUAUCUUCUUCUUCCUGUUUCUACUGGUACUGGCAAUCGUGGCAUAUGGUGUGGCCAAACAGGGUAUUCUCAUCCACAAUGAGCAGCGGCUGGACUGGAUUUUCCAGGGGGUGCUGUACCAGCCGUACCGAAUGAUAUUUGGCGAAAUCCCCACUGAUGUCAGUUAUACAGGUUUUGAUCUAAGCCAGUGCACGGUGAACGGCACUGACCCCUACAAGCCUAUGUGCCCUGAGCAUGACAGUGAGAACAAUCCCAACUUCCCAGAGUGGUUAACCACCAUCCUGUUAUGUCUGUACCUACUUUUCAGCAACAUUCUCCUGCUCAAUCUUUUAAUUGCAAUGUUCAACUACACCUUCCAAGUGGUCCAGGACAAUACAGAUAUAAUCUGGAAGUUUCAGAGGUAUCCCUUAAUCGAGGAAUAUUACUGCCGCCCACCUGCACCCCCUCCCUUCAUCAUAUUCAGUCACAUCUUUCUCUUAAUUGAACAAUUAGCCCAGAGGAAACCAAGAUGGAAGCACAAGAAAUUCAAGAAACUGCUGGAUGAGAAAGAGGAAGCCGAGCUAUUGGCCUGGGAAGCCAUCAUCAAGGAGAAUUACCUGAUCAAACAGAAACGCCAUGAGAGCCAGAGUCUCAACCAACAAAUCAACUACACCAUGGUGAAGAUGGAUGCAGUAGCAGAGGCACUUGACAUCAAUAGGGAAGGCAGCAAAAUGGAGCAGAGAAUGUCUCAUCUGGAGGAACAGAUGAUGCAGACUGUAAAGACCUUGAACUGGAUCGUAAACACACUCGUAGAAAAUAAUUUUGGCUCACGGGAGAGCGCAUCUGCUCUUGGCAUUUCUGACAGUAAAGCUACAGAGGAAGAAAUUGAGCCUGAAGCGAAGGAACUCAAGCCUAUGUGCCAUGUGCAUGCCCGAAGUUUGGUGUAUCCAGGUACCAACAUUAAUCGGUUCCCAGUGCCUGACGAGAAGGUGCCAUGGAAGGUUAAGUUUGAUGGAUAUGCCCCUCCUGUUUACACAACUGAAACAGCAGGAGGAGACCACUCUGCUGGGUUGGCAGAAAGUAAAAGCUUCAAGAUUGGAGAUGCAGGCCCGGACACUCAUAGGCUUGAGGAAUUGUUACCCCUAAAUCCACAUGGAAGGACUGGCCUGGGGGGAAGAGGAAGUCUUUGCUGUUAUGGACGAAACAUGGCAAUGGAUCCCAUUAUUACACGCUUUAAGAGGAACUCAGAUAACUCUGCCACUGCAAAAAAUGGCAAGCGGUUACUGGAGUUUCUUGUCAUACGAUAUCCAGGUGAAGACUGGACCCUACCUGCGGGAAUUCUGGAUGCUGGAAAGAUGUUCCCAAGAAACAUGAUGUUCAUCUUAAAUGAAAAAAUGCUGGACAUGUUUCAGAAACUGCAGAAGAAGGCCUUAGAGGUCUAUAAGGGAUAUGAGGAUGAUUCCAGAAACACAGACAAUGCAUGGAUUGAAACUGUGGCCUUCAACUUGCAUUUGGACGAUGACAAUCCAUAUAUAAAUUCGAUCACAAGCAGAGGUAGCUCAGAGACGAGCAUUGAGAUGAAGAUUCCGGUGAUGGUGGAGGGAAUAGCAAAGCAGCUAGCAGUGCAGUGGAAAACUGUGGAGCAAGGAGACCCAGUGUGUGCACGUUACAAAGCAUACUUGCAAGUAGUGACUGACUUUCACGGCGCCUGCUUCUAAGCUGCUCACAUCAUCAGUGCACCAAUGGCAAAGCCAGAGACCACCUCAACCAAGUCGGAGUGGCCAAAAACAAGGGAGACAGAUCUGACCCACUUAGCAAAGCACCAACUAGAUAUUGCUCCUGCAAACAGAGUGGAAACACAAAACCUGCUGAUAAAAAAAAGACACUUGAUAAUGGCACAUUAUAUCGCAUGUUCUGAUCCUGCUACU
Stegostoma tigrinum is the source of this 5730-nucleotide messenger RNA. It is a transcript of the gene trpm2, whose product is annotated as transient receptor potential cation channel, subfamily M, member 2. Gene Ontology annotation, molecular function: ligand-gated calcium channel activity. Bases 844 to 5520 code for a protein of 1558 amino acids. Gene Ontology annotation, biological process: calcium ion transmembrane transport. The transcript has 36 exons. Lineage: Eukaryota; Metazoa; Chordata; Chondrichthyes; Orectolobiformes; Stegostomatidae. Gene Ontology annotation, cellular component: membrane. The record is from RefSeq and is a predicted model, not a curated record.